AUGGGAGAUCCAAUAGUAUCCUCCGUAAUCAACCUCGUAAUGAAACAAUCCACAUCACUCGCCACACAAGACUUCGCUGUCCUAUGGGGCCUCAAAUCAGAUCUCCGCUCUUUACGCACCAUUUUCACCCAGAUCCAAUCCGUCCUACCCGACGCCGAAAUCAAGCAGCGAAACAACAUAGACCUACAAAACUGGCUACGAAAACUUCGAUCUGCCUCCUUCCAAGUCGAAAACGUUCUAGAAGAAGUUUCCACAGAAGCCUUAUUACGAAGACUCCAUGUCGAACGAGGUAUUAAGAACAAUGUAAGUACGUUUUUCGCUGCCAGUAAUCCGCUUAAGUUCCGUGUUAGAAUUGUUCAAAGAGUUAGGGAGAUUAAAGAGCUGUUGGAUCAGAUUGCCGCUGAGCGGAUUAGUUUUGGGUUAGAGGAACGUGUUUUCAGCUGUGAAGUUGAUAGUGAGAUCGAAACUAGAUCGGUUAAGGCGACCGCGACCGCCCGUUGUUGUUCGGAGAUCCUAGGAAGAGAUUGUGUUAAGGAAAUGUUUGUUGAACAAAUUUGUAAUGAUAAGUUGGAUGAUGAGUUUGUUGUUGUUAAUGUGUAUGUUGUAUAUGGUUUAGGAGGUGUAGGUAAGACUACACUAGCUCAAAUGAUUUGUAACGAUUCGAGGGUGGAUAAGUAUUUUGAUUUGAAAAUCUGGUUACAUGUAAGUAAUCGUUUUUGUACGGUAAGGCUGCUUAGGGAGAUUUUGAAUUCGUUAGACAGUGGUUCGUGUGAUCUAGCGCAGGUGGAAGUGGAUGCGUUGCGAGAGUUGGUUCGGGAGAGAUUGGGAAGGAGGCGAUUUUUUAUGGUUUUGGAUGGUGUUGAGAAUGGGGGUAUGAGUGAGUGGGGUGGGUUUAUGGAGGUUUUGAAGUGUGGAUGGAGAGGGAGUACGGUUGUGGUAACGACUCGGAGCAUUGAGGUUGCGGAUGUGAUGGCUACGUGUCCUGCGUUUGUGCAUUCGUUGAGUAGGUUAUCGGAAAGUGAUUGUUGGUUGUUGUUUAAUCGUUAUGCGUUUGAUGUCCAAAAGGAUGUAGAUGGGAGUCAUGGGAUGGAGUUUGAGACGAUUGGUAAAGCGAUCGUGAAGAAAUGCGAGGGUUUGCCGUUAGCAGUGAAGGUCAUCGGAAGCUUAAUGUGCCACAAAAGUAGCGUAAGCGAGUGGUUAUCCGUGCUGCAAAGUGAAGUUUGGGAUUUGACUAGCGAAGGAAGUAAUAUCUUGCCGUCUUUAAAGUUAAGCUACGACAACUUGCCCGCACACAUGCGACAGUGUUUUGCGCUAUGUUCGAUAUUUCCAAAAGGCUAUGAAAUGGAUAAACAGUUGUUGGUAGAGCUUUGGGUGGCGUACGGCUUUGUUCCGUCACGGGGAGAUGCCGACUUGUACGAUUUAGGUGAAGAGAUUUUCAAUUCUUUGGUUUGGAGGUCCUUCUUGCAAGACGUUAAAGAGUGCAUAUUCGACGGUUUAACCACAUGUAAAAUGCAUGAUGAGAUGCACGCCCUUGCACGGUCCGUUAUGAAAUACGAAUGUUCGAGUAUAAUGUCGGGUGAAAUUCUAAAAUUCCCGGAAGAGGUUCUUCAUUUGUCUUCUAACGACAUAUUAUAUUUCUCAAACGAGGUGAUGGCGAAAGCAAAAUCUUUACGAUCGUUAAUUACUUUAGGAGGGUUUUCGAAAAUCGCCACCCCGGAUCACAUAUUCGAGCAGAGAUAUCUCCGAGUAUUGCAUUUAGGAUCAAGUUCCGACAUGAUAACCGAUCUACCAGAAUCAGUCGGAAACCUGAAGUUUCUUAGGUAUCUUAACGUCUCACGCUCGAAAAUAGUCGCAUUACCUAACUCCAUCGUGCAGCUCCAAAAUCUACAAACGUUAAAACUCUCUUUUUGCGAAAAUCUCUGCGAGUUACCCGAAGGCAUAAGGUACCUAAGAAAUCUUCGACACUUGAACAUACACGGGUGUUCGUCUCUCGAUCAUAUGCCACUUGGCAUGGGACAGUUACGCCACCUACGCAGACUCAGCACGUUUCUUGUGGGCCAGGGGCAGGGGGUCCAGAUAAGCGAGCUGCAAGAGUUAAAUCUAUUAGGCGGAGAGUUUAGCAUAAAGGGACUUCAAAAUGUAAACAAUUCGUCUCAAGCGGAGAGCGCUAAUCUGAAACAGAAACAGAACAUAAACUGUUUAACUCUAUCGUGGGACUGGAAGAACAAAAACAACGAAAACGAGUUACAAGAAAACAACUCGGAAGAGGUUUUAGAGGCGCUUCAACCGCACAAGAAUUUAAAGGCGCUAACAAUAUCUGAUUAUCAAGGGUCACGUCUCCCAAAUUGGAUCGCGGGUUUGGUCAAUCUCGUCAGUAUCACUUUUCAAAGUUGCAAAAGGUGUGAAAAUUUGCAUUCUCUCGGGAAACUACCGUUGCUUAAGGUUCUUGAACUGAAAGGAAUGGAUAGUCUUAAACAUCUAGACGACGACCUAUACCCGUGUUUGGAGAAACUCGUCAUUAACGAUUGCCCGAAUCUGAUUAAGCUACCUUAUUUUCCGAAACUGAAGUCGUUAUGCAUCGUCCAAGGUAACGAGAAGCUUUUUAGAUCAGUGAGGAAGCUUACUAGUAUUAGCUUCUUGGAAAUCAGGGGUUUUAAGGAGAUGAAGUGUCUUCCUGAUGACGCGAUUAGCAAUCUAACGGCGUUGGAGGAAUUGCGUAUCUGGGGUUGCCCGAAUCUGAGGUGGCUACCGGACGGGAUACAGAAGCUUGAAGCGCUAAAAUCUCUGGUUAUUGGGGAUUGUGAGUUGGUGAAGGCAAGUUGUGAGAAAGAGGUAGGUGUGGAUUGGUGUAACAUUGCUCAUAUUGCUUAUAUUAAGAUUGAUGAUGAAGUGAUGCAGUGUUUGGGCACCUGA
Helianthus annuus (common sunflower) is the source of this 2913-nucleotide messenger RNA. RefSeq names its product disease resistance protein RGA2. The record is from RefSeq and is a predicted model, not a curated record. Gene Ontology annotation, molecular function: ADP binding. The transcript has a single exon. Gene Ontology annotation, biological process: defense response to other organism. The coding region runs from base 1 to 2913 and encodes 970 amino acids. NCBI's taxonomy places the organism in Eukaryota, Viridiplantae, Streptophyta, Magnoliopsida, Asterales, Asteraceae.